Molecule: messenger RNA, 2457 nt
Organism: Aspergillus pseudoviridinutans
Lineage: Eukaryota; Fungi; Ascomycota; Eurotiomycetes; Eurotiales; Aspergillaceae
Product: DNA-dependent ATPase RAD54
Exons: 4
Coding region: 1-2457 (818 amino acids)
Biological process (GO): reciprocal meiotic recombination; double-strand break repair via synthesis-dependent strand annealing
Cellular component (GO): nucleus
Molecular function (GO): DNA translocase activity; hydrolase activity, acting on acid anhydrides; ATP-dependent chromatin remodeler activity
Source: RefSeq, a predicted model, not a curated record
AUGAGCUUAGCUGACAGAAAUAGGUAUCGCCCGCGACCAGCCGUAGGAAUCGAAGGUGGAAACACCCCGUUAUCCAAGCCACUACAGAAAAGCGUGUCAUCCAACUCGAUAGACCGUCUGUCGAAGCCUUUUAAAUGUCCGGGGACUGCCACCCCUACGCGAACUUCAGAUAAGCCUGCGAGAAAACGAAGGAAAGUCAACUAUGCAGGAGCAGAUGGGGAGGUGGAGGACAACACCGUCAAGCCAUGGACCAACGAAGAACGUCUUGCUCUUGCGACAAGAGACGCGAAUAAAUUCCCCGUCUUCAAAGUCAAGGACAAAGAAACCACCUUUAAGCAAAGAUUUCGAAUCCCUUUGAUCAACAAGUCCUCUGAUGGAUAUAAUCCUUCGAGACCAGCUCCCACUUUGGGAAUGAGGCAAGGCGCCACUUUUGUUGUGAAACCACUACAUGAUCCCAGCGGAGAAUUUGCGAUAGUUCUAUAUGAUCCGACCGUCGACGAUAUUGAUGAGCCUCCGGACUCGAGGCCCGAAGACAAGGAUACCCAGGAAACUAAAGCCAAGCUGGAUGAGCCGCUGAUGCACAAGAGCCUAGCAGAUAUACUCGGGCUGAAGAAGAAGGUUGAAUCUCGUCCUAAGGUCCCAGUGGUCAUAGAUCCCAGACUGGCGAAAGUUCUGAGGCCGCAUCAAGUGGAAGGUGUAAAGUUUCUUUAUCGCUGUACAACCGGUAUGAUAGAUAAAAAUGCGAAUGGUUGCAUUAUGGCCGAUGGUAUGGGAUUGGGCAAGACUCUUCAAUGCAUUUCCCUGAUGUGGACACUUCUGAAGCAAUCACCGGAAGCAGGAAAGACGACAAUUCAGAAGUGUAUUAUUGCUUGUCCCUCCAGUCUGGUUGGAAAUUGGGCCAACGAACUCGUGAAAUGGCUGGGAAAGGAUGCAGUAACGCCAUUCGCGAUAGACGGCAAAGCCUCGAAGGCAGAGCUCACCUCCCAAAUAAAGCAAUGGGCAAUCGCAUCCGGGCGGGCCGUAGUCAGGCCUGUUCUCAUAGUUUCUUACGAAACUCUUCGAAUGUAUGUCGAUGCAUUAAAAGACAGUCCAAUUGGGCUUCUUCUGUGCGAUGAAGGCCAUCGACUCAAGAACAAAGACAGUUUAACAUGGACUGCUUUGAACAGCCUGAAUGUGACUCGCCGUGUGAUUUUGUCUGGUACCCCCAUUCAGAAUGAUCUCUCGGAGUACUUCGCUCUACUUCAUUUUGCCAACCCAAAUCUGCUGGGCUCGCAAAACGAGUUUCGAAAGAGAUUCGAAAUACCUAUUCUAAAAGGACGAGACGCUGCAGGAACAGAGGAAGAUCGGAAGAAAGGCGACGAGCGCUUGGCAGAGUUGUCCGGUAUUGUGAACAAAUUCAUCAUUCGCCGGACGAACGAUAUUUUGUCGAAGUAUCUGCCGAUCAAAUACGAGCAUGUUGUCUUCUGCAAUCUUUCCCAAUUCCAGCUUGAUCUCUACAACCAUUUCAUUCAAAGCCCCGAGAUCAAGAGCUUACUUAGGGGAAAGGGAAGCCAACCUCUCAAGGCCAUUGGAAUAUUGAAAAAGCUAUGCAAUCAUCCGGAUUUACUUGAUCUCACUAGAGAUCUUCCAGGUUGCGAACAUACGUUUCCCGAGGACUACGUUCCACCUGAAGCUAGAGGUCGAGACAGAGAUGUCAAAUCUUGGUACUCGGGAAAGAUGAUGGUUCUUGAUCGUAUGCUGGCUCGUAUCCGUCAGGAUACCAAUGACAAGAUUGUUCUCAUCAGCAAUUAUACCCAAACUCUCGACUUGUUCGAGAAACUCUGCCGAUCGAGAGGCUAUGGCUCGUUGAGGCUGGACGGUACUAUGAACAUAAACAAGCGGCAAAAGCUCGUCGACAAAUUCAACAAUCCAGACGGUGAGGAAUUCGUGUUCCUUCUAAGCAGCAAGGCCGGAGGCUGUGGAUUAAAUCUGAUCGGCGCAAACCGCCUUGUGCUGUUCGAUCCAGAUUGGAAUCCCGCUGCAGACCAGCAGGCCUUGGCUCGAGUUUGGCGUGACGGACAAAAGAAAGAUUGUUUUGUUUAUCGUUUUAUUGCAACUGGGUCGAUUGAGGAAAAGAUCUUCCAACGUCAAUCCCACAAGCAAUCACUCUCAUCAUGCGUCGUGGAUUCAGCUGAAGACGUUGAGCGGCAUUUCUCGCUGGAGUCACUACGCGAGCUGUUCCAGUUCAAGCCAGAAACGCGAAGUGACACUCACGACACAUUCAAAUGUAAGCGAUGCAGACCGGACGGAACGCAGUACAUAAAGGCUCCAGCCAUGUUGUACGGCGACACCAGUUCCUGGAAUCAUUUUGUGAAUGACGGUGAGAAGGGCCAGCUCAGUAAGAUCCAAGAUCUACUGAUACGCCAGGAGACUGGUGAAAAGGAUGUGUCCGCCGUCUUCCAAUAUAUUAGUCAUUAA